UCCGCUCCCACGCUUUGCAUAUGGUCGGUGUCGUGUCUAUCUCUUCUUCUUCGUAUGUGGUCCCAGCCCCCAGGCUCUCUCUCUCUACCUAUCUAUAAAGUGUUGCUUAUUACCGAAUUCCGAUCAUAAACGUCUCUUACCUCUCUUUCUGUCACUCUUCUAUGGAGAUUUGCUUCUUCGGUUUGUUAACUUGAUUAAAGUUUUAGGGCUUUUCAGAAGUUUCUUUCACUAAAUUCUUUCUGUUCUUCGUUCUCCGAUUGUCUGUUGUGUGAUUUUGAACUCUUUUAAGGUUUAGAGGGAUUGUUUGAUGGACAGUUGUGUCUCCUACAAUAGAAUCCCUACUGCUGAAGCUUUACCCGCUGUGGUGAAGUCUGCAGGCGAUUUUAAGCGAUUCUCCAAGCUUGGAUCUUCAUUUUCUUACAAUUUCGGCUUCCCUUCACAGAGAGCGGCUAAGGCCUGUGGGUCUCAACAUAUUGGGAGAGGACUAAGGUGUGGGAAGAGGUUAAUUCGAACGGUGGUGGUUGCGGCUGCAAGCGCAGAGUCUAGUCACUGCGAAUUUAGGAGUUUACAUACGCCUUUUGAGCCCUGUUCGUCUGCUGGGAAGUUUCUUAGUGGUGUAUUGCAAAACCAGAGACACCUCUUCAAUGUCGCGGUGGCAGAGACACUAGACGAAUUGGCGGCUGGUAGAGAUGGGGCUACCGCACGCAGGGACCUUAGUAUAGGUUCGUCGGAAUCGUGUCUUCACAGGAGAAUUGCUGAACUGAAGGAAUUCGAGUGCCAAAUUGCUGUUGAAGAUGUCAUGUACAUGUUAGUAGUUCACAAAUUCUCUGAGAUCAAUGUGCCCAUGAUCCCAAGGCUCUCUAGAUGUGUUAGAAAUGGCAAACUGGAGGUAUGGCCAUCAAAAGACCAAGAUCUUGAGGCCAUUCACAGUUUAGAAGUAGUGGAGAUGGUGAAGGAACACGUUGGCACCAUCAUUGGCUGGAGAGGAAAAUCUAGAUUAACAGACAAUUGGAGCACAACUCAGAUUCACAAGCUCCAGCUUGGCCGAGUCUACGCUGCCUCCGUCAUGUAUGGCUACUUCCUCAAAUCGGCCAGCUUAAAACACCGCCUAGAGUUGAGUCUGGCUCUAACCCACCAAGACCUUCCACUUGGCCAUGGGAUCCGGAUUCCAGUUACAGAGUUACAGCUCCAUGGAUUAGAGAAUCUUGUUGUCCUUGGCCGCUCAACUGAAACACGAUCCACUUCCUUGUGUCAAGGGACAGGAAGGCGUGUAGAUGGACAUAAGAAGUUAAGAAGUUAUGUGAUGGGGUUUGACUCUGAGACGCUACAGAGAUGUGCCAAGCUCAAAUCUCAGGAAGCAGCGAAUCUGAUCGAGAAGCAUAGUUGGGCUCUCUUUGGAGAUGGGAACACAAGUUCCCUGGAGAACGACAAGGUGCUGGUUGUCACGUUUUCUAGCCUAAAGAGGUUAGUGUUGGAAGCCAUUGCUUUUGGUUCCUUUCUUUGGGACGUUGAAACAUAUGUUGAUAGGGUGUACAGAUUGAAGGAGAACUGAUUGGAUUAAAAGAUUGUGUAAAUGAGAAAGCUGUAAUAAUGCUGCAAUGGUUAACAUGGUGAUUUUGUUUUGUAAUGUAUUAUAAGAACUGUAAUUUCUGUUGGCAAAGCUCCCUAUCUGUUGCCAAAAUCCCCAAAAUGAGGUUGUAUAUUACAUUGUAGAAGCAAUGUCAGAAAACUGAGCAAGCAUUUAAUA
This is a messenger RNA of Nelumbo nucifera (sacred lotus), 1747 nucleotides long. Its product is annotated as UV-B-induced protein At3g17800, chloroplastic-like. The record is from RefSeq and is a predicted model, not a curated record. NCBI's taxonomy places the organism in Eukaryota, Viridiplantae, Streptophyta, Magnoliopsida, Proteales, Nelumbonaceae.